Penicillium subrubescens is the source of this 1812-nucleotide messenger RNA. RefSeq names its product putative dihydroxy-acid dehydratase (gene ilv3C). Gene Ontology annotation, molecular function: hydro-lyase activity. The coding region runs from base 1 to 1812 and encodes 603 amino acids. Lineage: Eukaryota; Fungi; Ascomycota; Eurotiomycetes; Eurotiales; Aspergillaceae. The transcript has 3 exons. The record is from RefSeq and is a predicted model, not a curated record.
AUGACCGAAGCUGACCCCAAUCCCAAUGGGGACUACGACCUCGACAACCCUAUAACAUCCACCUCCGGCCUCCGCCAAGGCCUAACAUCCUACGGCGACGCCCACUUCUCUCUCUUCCUCCGCAAAGUAUUUAUCAAAGCAUUGGGAUAUUCCGAAGAUGCCCUUUCCAGACCCAUUAUUGGCAUUAUCAACACGUUUUCGGGUUUCAAUCCCUGUCACGCCAAUGUACCUCAACUUAUCGAAGCUGCUAAACGCGGCGUGCACCUAAAUGGUGGAUUGGCGGUGGAAUUUCCGACUAUUAGUGUUCAUGAAUCGUUUUCUCAUCCGACGAGCAUGUUUUUAAGAAAUUUGAUGAGUAUGGAUACUGAGGAGAUGAUUAAGGCGCAGCCUUUGGAUGCGUGUAUUAUGAUUGGAGGCUGUGAUAAAACUGUUCCCGCGCAGUUGAUGGGCGGAAUUUCAGCUAAUAAGCCGAUUCUCCCGCUGAUCACAGGCCCAAUGCUACCGGGUAGUCAUCGUGGUCAGAGGAUCGGAGCAUGCACUGAUUGCCGUAAUAAUUGGGCGGCAUUUCGGGCUGGUGAAAUUGAUGUUGAAGAGAUUGCUGCUAUCAAUGAGGAGCUUGCACCAACAAUCGGCACCUGUGGCGUUAUGGGAACCGCCAGCACCAUGGCGUGCGUCACUGCAGCGCUAGGAAUGAUGCCUCUCCGAGGUGCAUCUGCCCCAGCCGUGUCUUCUGCUCGACUGCGAAUCGCGGAGGAGACUGGGGCGAACGCAGUUGCGGUUGCAAAAGCUCAUAAGAAGCCUCAGGAGAUAUUGACCAAGGAGUCGUUCUUGAAUGCGAUUACUGUGUUGCAAGCGAUAGGUGGAUCAACCAAUGCUGUUGUCCAUCUAUUGGCUAUCGCCAACAGACAUCCAGAUCUGCAAGGAGUGAUAACCUUGCAAACCAUUGAAGAGAUUGGCAAGAAGACACCACUAUUGAUCGAUCUAAAGCCAAGUGGAGAUAAUUACAUGAACGAUUUUCACAAUGCAGGGGGUAUGAUGGCGCUGUUACAAGUUCUCAGGCCAUUGCUUCAUUUGUCUGCGAAAACAAUCAGUGGGCAGACUUUAGGGGAAGUUCUGGAUGCAGCCUCGACCAAGAGUCUUUCCUUCGAGCAGCAUAUCAUUCGACCACUUUCGAAUCCUCUUUAUCCCGCGUCUUCUCUGGCCGUUCUCUAUGGCAAUCUUGCUCCUAAUGGUGCAGUGGUCAAAGCAUCGGCAUCAAAAUAUCGAUCCUUGCUCUCACACACGGGCCCAGCGGUGGUGUUUGAGAAUUCCGCGGAUCUCGCCCUCCGGAUCGACGAUCCAGAACUUGCGGUCACGAAGGACAGCGUGUUAGUUCUCAAGGGUAUUGGCCCAAUUGGCAAUCCGGGUAUGCCUGAAGCAGGCCUGAUUCCAAUUCCCAAGAAACUGGCUGCAGCAGGCCUGAAGGAUAUGCUGCGUUUGUCUGAUGGACGUAUGUCGGGUACUGCUGGCGGUACGAUCAUUCUCCAUAUCUCACCCGAAGCAGCGCUGCCUGGGUCACCGUUUGGAGCAGUCGAGACGGGUGACUUUAUUACCUGCGAUCUCGAGAAUCGAAGACUUCAUCUUGACGUCUCAGAUGAGAUCCUAAAAUCUCGGAUUGAGGAACGAAAGCAAAUUUUAGAAAGUGAAUCGGGACCAGUUCGAGCGAGGCAGCAGAGAAGAGGGUAUCGGGGCUUGUAUGAGCGGUCGGUGAACCAAGCGCAUGAGGGGACUGACUUUGACUUUCUCACUGCCAACGGUGUUUCGGGGCAGUGA